This is a messenger RNA of Fusarium keratoplasticum, 579 nucleotides long. Its product is annotated as NADH dehydrogenase [ubiquinone] 1 alpha subcomplex subunit. NCBI's taxonomy places the organism in Eukaryota, Fungi, Ascomycota, Sordariomycetes, Hypocreales, Nectriaceae. Gene Ontology annotation, biological process: mitochondrial respiratory chain complex I assembly. The coding region runs from base 1 to 579 and encodes 192 amino acids. The transcript has 2 exons. The record is from RefSeq and is a predicted model, not a curated record. Gene Ontology annotation, cellular component: membrane.
AUGGCCCCCAACCAGAUUGGCCCCGUUGCUAGGGCCUGGUACAGGUGGAAGGCCCUCCGUCUGCCAUGGCGCAAACGCUUCCUCAUGGGCUAUGACCUCCAGGGCAACACAUACUGGGAGUUCCGACUCACGCGCGGCCUCGAGGGUAACGAGCGAUGGCGUCGCAUCGUCAAUUACCCACGGUCGACACACUACUCUUCCGUAAAGGUCAGUCCGCAGUGGCACCAGUGGCUGCGGCACACCCGGCAGGACCCCCCGACACUCGAGGAGCAAGAGGGCGACGUGGCGCGCCAGGUGAGGAUGAAGAAGCUCGCCGCCGAGGCCGACGCCCGGUGGGAGGCCAAGCCCCGUGUCAUGGAGGCCCCCGAGGCUGCUCCCGCGCCGCUGCUGUCGUCGGCGCAGGCUGGCAGUCCGCCACAGCAGGACGUUGGACGGGAGCGGCAGCCCCCCGCGGGCGCAAAGGAGGUUGAGGAAGAGGUUGAAAAGAGCGAUGAUCCAUGGGCAAAGGCAAAGGCUAGGGGGCCUGGCGAGAGCUGGCAACCUACAGCCUGGAACCCGACAGCGACAAGGAAACGAUGA